AUGAACCUGAAGGACUGUGCAGCAUGCACUGCAGCCAUGGCCAUGUUCCAAAUUGUAUCUCAUAACUGGUCCCUGCUGCCCAGUCUGCAGCUUCCAUUGCCAAAACUUUUGAUCCUACAGUCUCUUUGCGUGAAAGCCAGUACACCUCCAAGCUCUUGGUACACUGAUCCAUCCUUCCUCCAACUUGAGCUCCAGCAUGUUUUCUUUCGAGGAUGGCAAACUGUUGGUUUUACUGAACAUGUGGAGAAUCCUUGCGACUUUUUCUCAGGAAGGUUGGGAAAUGUAGAGUAUUUAGUCUGCAGAGAUGCAAAAGGAGAUCUUCAUGCAUUUCACAAUGCAUGCAGGCAUCGUGCUGCUCUCCUCGUCUCUGGCAAAGGAAGCAAGUCCUGCUUCUCAUGUCCUUAUCAUGGAUGGACUUACGGAUUAAAUGGGUCACUCUUGAACGCUAACAGAAUGGCUGGGAUUCAGAACUUCAACAAAGAUGACUUUGGGUUAGUACCAAUCAACAUAGCUACAUGGGGACCUUUUGUUCUGAUAAAUUUGGACAAAGAUAUACCAUUUCAUCAGAAAUCAACUGCAGAGAAAGUGGAGUAUGAAUGGCUUGGGGAUGGUUCAGAAAUAAUGAGCACCAAUUUGAAUUAUUUGUCAGUAAAACACGUCCGGAGGCGAGAAUAUGUCAUUGAUUGUAACUGGAAGGUUUACUGUGAUAAUUUUUUAGAUGGCGGCUAUCAUGUUCCUUAUGCACAUAAAGGCUUUUCGUCAUCUCUCAACAUGAACACAUACACUACCGAGGUUUAUGAGAAGAUUAUUGUACAAAGAUGUGAGAGUGCUUCCACAAACGAUAACAGGCUCGGAUCAGAUGCAUUUUAUGCAUUUGUUUACCCAAACUUCAUGGUUAGCAGGUAUGGUCCUUGGAUGGAAACAAACUUAGUUCUUCCAAUGACUUCAAGUAAAUGUCAAGUGAUUUUUGAUUACUUCCUCGACGAAACACUGAUGGAUGACAAAGUCUUCAUAGAGAAAAGCUUAGAAGAGAGCCAUGCAAUUCAGGUGGAAGAUGUUGAGAUUUCUGAAAGAGUUCAGAGAGGAUUAGAAUCACCAGGCUACUGCAGUGGAAGAUAUGUACCAUCUGUUGAAAUGGCUGUGCAUCAUUUUCAUUGUCUUCUUCAUCAGAGCAUCAAUCAAAAUUUAUAUUAACAAACAUACAUACAUACAUAUACAUCUAUAAUAUAUAUAUAUAUAUAUUGAUGUUUGGAUUGUAUCAAUAUUGUUUUAGAAUAUUUGGCCUGCAUUUAAUCUCUUGUUAUUGUUUCUUUUGUUCAUUUGUUCAAUAGAACAAAAGAAGA
Dioscorea cayenensis subsp. rotundata (Guinea yam) is the source of this 1343-nucleotide messenger RNA. RefSeq names its product choline monooxygenase, chloroplastic-like. The record is from RefSeq and is a predicted model, not a curated record. NCBI's taxonomy places the organism in Eukaryota, Viridiplantae, Streptophyta, Magnoliopsida, Dioscoreales, Dioscoreaceae. Gene Ontology annotation, molecular function: 2 iron, 2 sulfur cluster binding; iron ion binding. The coding region runs from base 1 to 1194 and encodes 397 amino acids. The transcript has 11 exons.